UCCGUGUCGCGGCCGCGCAUGCGCAGAGCGCGCGGGAAGAUGGCGCUGCUGCGGCAGGCGUACGCGGCGCUGUUCCGCCGCACCUCCACCUUCGCCCUCAGCAUCGUGCUGGGCGCCGUCCUGUUCGAGCGCGCCUUCGACCAGGGCGCCGACGCCAUCUUCGAGCACCUCAACGAGGGGAAACUGUGGAAACACAUCAAGCACAAGUAUGAGAGCAGUGAAAACUGAAAUGCUCAGCAGCAGGAUCCAGCCUGGGGUGGCAAAAGACACUGCAGAGAAGGAUCUGCUCUCGUGAAACUGGUUGCAUCAAAAUGGGAAUGGAUUCCUGAUUGAACAGCUCCGAGCCAGGUUAUAUCAGCCACCUACUGAUAUGAUGUAAGCCUAGAUGGACUCAAGGAGUUCUGCUGCUGUACUCAAACUUACUGUGUUAAAAUAAACCAUUCUUGGUCCAUG
This is a messenger RNA of Columba livia (rock pigeon), 453 nucleotides long. RefSeq names its product cytochrome b-c1 complex subunit 9. The record is from RefSeq and is a predicted model, not a curated record. Gene Ontology annotation, biological process: mitochondrial electron transport, ubiquinol to cytochrome c. The transcript is spliced from 2 exons. Lineage: Eukaryota; Metazoa; Chordata; Aves; Columbiformes; Columbidae. The coding region runs from base 19 to 228 and encodes 69 amino acids.